CUACGUAACCUGCAGCGUCCGUUGGAACCAGCGAGCCCAUCGUUAGAAAUGGAUUUGUUAUGGGCCGAUCCAGUGGUUGGUAUCAAAGGUUUCGAGCCGAACCUUCGCGGUGCUUCGUUUGGCUUCGGUGAAGAUGUUCUCGUCGAAACGUGUAGGCGACUGGAUAUUGAUAUGGUGGCGCGAGCCCAUCAAGUAAGAAUCUUCAUAUAUCCCAAGAAAAAUACACUCUGUUAA
Messenger RNA from Gongylonema pulchrum, 234 nucleotides. NCBI's taxonomy places the organism in Eukaryota, Metazoa, Nematoda, Chromadorea, Rhabditida, Gongylonematidae. The record is from the annotation of a GenBank genome assembly.